This is a messenger RNA of Ochlerotatus camptorhynchus, 5394 nucleotides long. RefSeq lists its product as uncharacterized. Gene Ontology annotation, molecular function: protein-cysteine S-palmitoyltransferase activity. Bases 1499 to 4369 code for a protein of 956 amino acids. Lineage: Eukaryota; Metazoa; Arthropoda; Insecta; Diptera; Culicidae. The transcript has a single exon. Gene Ontology annotation, biological process: peptidyl-L-cysteine S-palmitoylation; protein targeting to membrane. The record is from RefSeq and is a predicted model, not a curated record. Gene Ontology annotation, cellular component: Golgi apparatus; endoplasmic reticulum.
GAAAUCAUAUAAUAUGUCACUGCUUUUGUCCCACCAUGCCGAAUACAAAACGAAAUCAUCACACUGAUAAGCAAUUUUCCCCUUUUCCUGGAAACUGGUAACUCAUUGGGAAAACACCCGAACACUCACCGUCGACUGCACGACGAGUGAACCGUGCUGCUGCAACUCCGACACUAUCCUCCGAGGGCUUUUUCGUCCUCCGACGACGGUCAGUCACAGUUGAGCCACAAUCCGAACCGGUAACGAAAAUUCAACAAUCAGCACCACUCUCUCACCACGUAGAACAACCAACCAUCAAUCUCUUGAAUUUGUACCUUCAGUGCUUGGAUUGGAUAACACAGAGCAGCGAAAAAGGACAACCGUGGGCUCGCACACAAACAUACCCGCGCGGUGUCGUCGUCGCUGUCGCGCGCCGCGUGCAACCAUAGUCUAAUUGAAAAGUGGAAAAUGUUGUCGAUGGUUUUCCGUUGUCGUAGUGGUCGUUCUCGUCGGUCUAGUCGGCGGGAAGUGGUACAUACACCUGGCGGAGGAUACAAACGCUAGGGCACCGACCGGUGGCACAGUUACUUCCUUUGUAGUUGAAUAGUUCAUCGAGUUUUGAUUGAGGAUUUAAGCUCCUGGAAAUUUCUCCAAUUUUAGAAAACAAGAAAGCAUAUUGGAAGUUGUAAUUCUGGAAUGUUUUGAAAACAAUGUGUACGAAUCGCAGCGAAUGGAAGAAGGCUGGUGUGGUGAUUUAGUGAAUUCCAUUAUAUAAUGCCCUUUGGUACCACCACAGUGCAGUGUUGGCGUCUGUGUGUGCGGGGGAUUGUGAGCCCUGACUGUGAGGAAAAGCGACACGGAGAGGUGUGAUAUGGUAACCGAUGAACUCGGUACGUGACUUCGCAGUAACUGGAACGAUACGCAAAGCCAAGGAUCCGAAUAGCAAAAGGAGAUGUGAGUGAACCCGAAAGGAUCUAACGUGUCGCUUUGAAGUACAGCAAGCUGGUUCGGUCGGUUGAGUGUUGUGACGACCGCUGAUGCCAGUAGAAGGAGGAAGUAGCUUUUCAACUGUGGAAUAAAAACGUAGAUAGGAAAAUAGUGUCUGUGUGUGCCUGGAAUUUUGAAUGUGGAAUUAAAAAUAGACCAAGUCGCGCUUUGUUCUCACCGGGAUACGGAGCGUGGAUAAUGAGCGUAAUGGAAGUUUGCUGAUUGGAAUUCGAAUCAAAAGUGCAGGGCGAAGAAUUCCCCGGAAUAAAGCUGCGUGACUACGUUCUUUUAAAAAAGAGAGGUAGAAGUGUUUUGUAACUUUAUUCGUCGGAGCGUGGGAGCCACAUCGGGUGUGAAAAAUAAUUGCAAUCGAUAAAACCAACUGAAGGCAAGCGUCGCGUGUGGUCGGCUAGAGUGUGUGCGGUGCGUAUGUGUUUCUCGGGACGAAUCGAGUGUAUUAUGAUGGUAGAGCAAUUACCAACCACAACAGAAGAAAAGGCGUCAACAACCCAUCGAUCGUGGAUUGAAUAUCAUGCUCACAGAGCAUCACCAGCCAGAGCAGCCGAAACACGAAGGAGGUGCCGCAACUACAACACUUCGCAAAGCCCUAAUCAAGCACGGUCGCAAACUCACGCGGAAUCAGUUUUGUUCAUCGCAAGAUAAUUUGGGAGCUUCCGAGUAUCGCAAGGAUCGACGCGUCCAUGGGCUGCAGCUACCAUUGCAUCCACUUCAGCUAGUCGGUUGGUUUGCGUUGAUUCUGUUCGGUUACUCGACCUUUGCCGUGCUGAUACCGGCUCUCAAGCCCUCGGUACAGGAACCGCUGUACUAUCUGCUAGCUGCACUCUAUCUGUUCCAUCUGGUAUCCCAUCUGGCAGCACUGCUGCUCGAUCCGGCCGACGUAGAGCUUCGUCGGAAGAGCACUCGAACGGUGGUGCCCGAGUUCGACCGCAGUAAGCAUUCGCACGUGAUUGAGAACGGACGGUGCCAUCUGUGCAACAUCAAAACCAGCAGCCAACGAACCAAGCACUGUAGCGUUUGCAAUAAGUGCGUCGGUACGUUCGAUCACCAUUGCAAAUGGUUAAAUCACUGUGUCGGCGGUCGAAACUAUGCGGCAUUCCUUAUGUGCGUGGUGAGUGCUGUCAUCGCGGCGUUGGUCAUUCUGGCCGCGGCUGUCGUCGAAAUCGUCUUGUACCAUGUACAGCCCGAUUGGCUUAAUUUGGCCUGGUUUGGUUUCGCGAACGAUACGGCUACUGCCGGUACCACCAUCGCCGACUCUGCUGCGGAUCAAACGGAUCCGGAUCUACAGAACACUAACACUUCACUACCGACACUCUUGGAAAACAUCACAAGCUCUGCUCAGGAUUUGCUACUGAAUCAAACAUUCUUCAAUGAUACGACGACGGAGAAUGUCACCGAUUCGACGGAAUCGACAGCCGAAAAAGCUCUGGAAUCCACCGGAAUCAGCGUCAACAACACCAUAUUCCUGGUGUUCAUCGGAUUCCUGGGAAUCCUGGCUGCGAUAGCAGCGGGCCUGCUCAUACAUCUCUGCUUCUUUCAUGUCUACAUUUCGUUCCUCGGUCUCACCACCUACGAGUACAUCCGCAACAAUCGUCAAAAUGUGAUGACCAAUCUGCCAACGAUCGCUCAGAACGCACGACACCUCGCAAACGGCCCAUCAACAACCACUACAUCUACCGCAGGCACAACCUCCAAGCUGAGCAUAUUCACCACCAACUGUACCAAACCGAAUCACCUUCCCGAGCUAUACGUCUGUUCCUCGAUCAACCCCUCGGUCCUGCCGGUGUCGGGCACUUUGAACGACCUGAACCGCCAACGACCUCGUACCUUGCAUUGCUGUGAUAAUUCGAAAGAAUGUACCAACAACAUCACCUCGGCAGGACUCCGGAACCUGGAUGCGGUCUCGUUGGCUACGGCCACUACCAGCACAUCGACUGCUUCUCACCAGAAAGCAGCUUUCUACAUGUGUUCAAUGCUGGAAGAACGGAACGUUGCCACUGUCAAAGGACAUUCCCGUGAAAAGUGUGAAUCACGGACGUUCCACUGUUGUUCCCAGUUGCGGCAAACCAUCAACGGAGAUGACUUUGAGACUACCACCACGGCGGAGUCGUACGUCCACUACAGCGAACAGUGCACGUUCUGUAGCUUUAAGGUCAAGCCUCCUCCGGAAAGCACGGUGGUGGACAAGAGCGACCAGAUAACUGCUGCCGCCCUUCAGGAGAAGCGAUGUUGCGUCAAAUCUCUCACUAAGCACCAUCGGUGGAAGAGGAAAUGGAACUGUUGUUCCAACGUUCCGGACAGUCCGGACGUUCCAGGAGACCCGCUGAGGUCGAUAUCGGCUGUAGUCCAGCAACAGAUCUCUGCGCCAACUUUCCCGGAGAUUACCAACGUAGUUGAACAUAAUCAUUUGCAUCAGCAGCAGCAACAGCUGAAUCUCUACGAACUGACAAAUAAUGAAAAUCGUGCCAAUAACAAUAGGAAUAAUAACUGUGUUAGCAACAAUAACAGUAGCACUAGUACCGGUAGCAGUAACAGUAGCCGAAAUGGAUUCCACGACAACAACAGUCUGAUGACGUCGUCAGUUGGCGAGCACAAUGCCAUCAACAACAACUACACCAGCAUGAGUUCGACGAGCAACGGUAACAACAAUCGCAUCCUGAACGAUGCCAACGGGAACGAUGUAAGUCUGAUGCCCAACAGUGUUUCUCCGGUACCGAAGCGUCCUCGAGCGCGCCUCGUUCGCCCAUGGCCAGUGGUCCGUCUGCGGCACAUGAUGCGAAUGAUCGAUCGCUACCGCCGACCACGUUGUAGACCUGGUCUCAAUCCGGCAUCUACCAACACCAACACUUCCGUCGCAUCAGCUUCCUGUGUUAAACAGAACCAGGUACGACCGCUCUCGACCACCGAGUGUUCCACUGUGGUAACCGCAGGAAUGUCCGCCUGCGGACCGGGAUCGCCUUCCGUCCAGCAUCAUCAUGGCACCAUUCGCGCGGAAGUUCCGCCAACGAUGCCAGCUCUGCCACCACCGGCACGACGCAAGCUCAAGAAUACCACCGAUGACCUGCAGCAGCUGGCCGAUACGUUAGUCUUCGUCCAGCAUCAACAACAACAGCAACAACAACCGACAACGAUCCGAAUACCGGUCCAUCCACCAUCGUCGUCAUCGUACCGGCGCAACCGACGCAAGAACGUAAUACGUAAUCGCAGCCCGACGCUGUCGCCAAUCCACGAAUCCGGCCUGUCGAAUCCGACCUCGCCGCAGCCCUGUCGGCACUCGUGCUCCGCUAGCAUAUCGUCCCUAACGUCGCCCGUCGCUAGCAUUUGCUCCGGCGGUGGAAGUGCCGUAGCCGGUGGUCCUACAACCUCUGUAGAUAGAUCUCCCUAGAAGACUAGUUCGUGUGUACGUGUUUCCCCCUCGUUUCCUGUAACACUUUCCGCGCAACGCCGUAUACCGUACUAUGCUAUCCGGGUAUCAUCAACUAUGCCACUUCUUCGCGACAACUAUUUCUCCUUACUCGACUUCUUAUAUCACAAGUGUUGAAAUAAUUGAAUUGUUAUGUACAAUAUUGUAGCUAAGCAAAUUACAAAAAAAAAAAUGAAAUGUGAGAUCAGUAUUUGUGAAACAACGAAAUUAAAAUUUCUAAAACCUAGUGGAAGAAGAUUUUUUGGAAAAUAAAGUUUUUACUUUUUGGUGGAGAUGGACAUCUCCCUAUUUAGCGGAAGUGAAUAAAUCCGACGACGAGGAGGACGUAGUAGGAGAAAAACAAACCAAUAUAUCUAAAUUAGUGUUAGUUAAACCGAAUCGUGAUUGUACGGCACACAGAAUAAAAGCUGAAGAUUUAGAACGAGCAGUUGAAGAAGAAGAAGAAGAAGAAGAAGAUAGUGGAGGAGUAGAAAUUGGUGCACACACAUAGAAGCAAGUGGAAGAUUAUUAUAUAUUUGUUUUAUAAUGCAGAGAAGAAAUGGUUUUAAAGAAAGGCAAAAUAUAUAGAAAUAAAAUAUUUGUUUCUAGACGGAGUGAAAAUUCCAAACAGAAAAAAAACAACGAUUGUUGGGAAUGUGUUGUAAUUUCAAGAGAAAUCGACAUGCUUAUCUCUAAUUCUGGAUCCGGGGGCAGAGUCGUCGCUUGCACGGUGGCAUUUAAUGAUAAAAUUGGUCUAAUUUAUCUAUUUUUAUCUGGCGCACUAAUCAUGGAGGGUGUUCGACGGCACAUAAUAAUGGAUGUGCUUUCCCUACCGUCUGCUGUUGUAUCGCAAAACGUGGUUGGGGUUGGUUCUUUUUUUAGGAUACGGUUUUGUGGAAAGUGGAGCAGCGGUGGUGAGGCGGGAUGAUAGAGUGUUUUUCCAAACAGACAUUUAUGUUGAUUGCCUUUAAAAUGGAGCUUUGCGUGACCAUAAGGUACAUUCGGAA